AUGAAGGAUAUUAGAAUGAAAGGAAGCGUGAAACCUAAAAGCAAACUGAGAUGUCUCUGUCCAGUUAUUGAUGAUGAAGGUAUUCUUCGUGUUAAAGGACGUAUUCAAAAUGCCAAUUUGGAUGAGGCUGUCAAACACCCCAUCAUCUUGCCAUCUAACAGACAUUUCACCGAUUUAAUCAUUGAUGAAGCCCAUAAAAUGACUUUGCAUGGAGGACCAACACUAAUGCUGAGUCAUUUGCGUACAAAGUAUUGGAUAUUGUCAGCCAAGAAUAAGGUUAAGGCUUAUGUCCGCAAAUGUGUUAAGUGUAAGCGGUACGCGGCAUCUACUCAAACCCCGUUUAUGGGUCAAUUGCCGAAAAGUCGAGUCACUCCCGCUAGACCGUUCUACCAUACAGGUGUAGAUUUUGCUGGCCCCAUCAACCUUAGAACAUCAAAGGGUCGAGGUCACCAAUCGCACAAGGGUUACAUUUGCGUAUUUGUAUGCAUGGCAACCAAGGCCAUUCAUUUAGAAGUCAUUAGUGACUUGACAGCACACGGCUUCAUAGCCGGCUUCAAACGAUUUGUGGCUCGUCGCGGUUUUGUCGCAGACAUUUGGAGCGACAACGGUACGAAUUUCGUUGGUGCUUCCCGGGAGCUUAGACAUUUAGUUGCAGCGGAGAAGUCGUCCGUAGCUGCAGAAAUUAGAGAGUGGUUGGGCAAUAACAGCACCUCCUGGCACUUUAUUCCACCUCAUUCCCCGAAUUUUGGUGGUUUGUGGGAAGCCGGUGUGAAGUCAACGAAGUUCCACCUUAAACGCGUGAUAGGUAAUUCAACACUUACUUACGAAGAAAUGUCUACACUGUUGUCUCAAGUAGAAGCUUGCCUCAAUUCCAGGCCGGUAUCAAUGUUGUCUGACAAUUCCUCAGAUCCUACGCCUUUAACACCUGGUCAUUUUCUGAUUGGUGAGCCUCUGAUAGCGGUUCCUGAACGGAAUUAUGAACAUUCAAACAUCAGUAAUCUAAGACGUUGGCAGGUUACUCAACGCAUGUUGCAAGAUUUUUGGAGACGGUGGUCUGCUGAGUACUUGGUUCAGUUGUUACAGCGUUAUAAAUGGACAAAACAUAUUCCAGAACCCAAUAUUGGAGAUGUAGUUUUGAUCAAGGAGGAUAAUUUGCCUCCUGCCCGUUGGCUUUUAGGUAAGGUUGUAGACAGACACCCUGGUUUGGACAAGGUUACAAGAGUAGUAACUCUCAGGUGUAACGGAUCACUUAUUAAAAGACCUACAUCAAAAUUAUGUAUCUUGCCUGUCGCUAAAUGA
Messenger RNA from Trichoplusia ni (cabbage looper), 1299 nucleotides. RefSeq lists its product as uncharacterized. Gene Ontology annotation, biological process: DNA integration. Lineage: Eukaryota; Metazoa; Arthropoda; Insecta; Lepidoptera; Noctuidae. The transcript has a single exon. Gene Ontology annotation, molecular function: nucleic acid binding. The record is from RefSeq and is a predicted model, not a curated record. Bases 1 to 1299 code for a protein of 432 amino acids.